Molecule: messenger RNA, 2739 nt
Organism: Dichomitus squalens LYAD-421 SS1
Lineage: Eukaryota; Fungi; Basidiomycota; Agaricomycetes; Polyporales; Polyporaceae
Exons: 8
Coding region: 1-2739 (912 amino acids)
Molecular function (GO): ubiquitin conjugating enzyme activity
Source: RefSeq, a predicted model, not a curated record
AUGCCAGGGCAAAAGCGCCGCCUGUCACACGACUCUCCACCAAAACGCACAAAGAGACUUGCCACCGCCCCGACCGCCCUCAACGAUGAAGACGAAGACUCGCUCGAGGCUAUUCUCGCGCUGAUCAAAGCUCACGAGGAGAGCGAGGCUCUCGCCCGAAACCUUCAGGAUGAAUGGAACGGCGGUAGUAUUGACAUGGACACCUCUGGACCAUCCUCCUCUCGUCCGCGUUCGAGCUCGAGCCGCGAUCCCAACAGCAGUACGGAGCGCUCUCCUUUAUCCCCUGAUCACGCAGAUGUCAUAGACGCCUCAUAUGGCGACUCUUGCCAUGACGAACGCGUCCCGGUUCCUGAAGACGACGAAUCCAUGGCGCGUCGCCUUGCCAAAGAGUGGGAGAUCGAGGACUCUGUCCGAUUCAAUGAUCUCCCGCGCCCGCCCCCGACGUCUGCGUCGUCCGUUCGGCGGAUCAAACACAAAGCACAGCGCGUGCGGGUCAACUCCCCGGAGGGCUCUCAAUGUGAUUUGACAACGAUCGACGACAAGGACGACGCCACUAUCACCAACGAAAAGCUACCGGCCGUCGCACAGCUUGAGCAAUGCAGAGACUUUUUCACAGGCGAAAAGACCUGCUCGUCGUGUCGGUCGACGCUUCCCUCCCCUCGCGGGCAUGUUACAUUUUCUCAGCACAUAAUGGCACCCCCGAGCCUCCUCCGCCUCCUGCACGCCCCGUGCAAGUCCUGUGAUAGCCCGGAAUGCGCCGUCCAGACGUGUUGCACCAACGUGCGCGUUCUAGCCUUAUUCGAAGCCCUUGGAGGCUUCGACAGGUUGUACCUAGUGGAGCGCGAGACUUCCGACCAGCGGGCGCGCGAGAUAGCUGCUCGAGCCAAGAAGGCUCAGAUGGGCAGCGUCGGCCCCGGGGGCACGGGAUACGGCACGGACCCGUCAUACGGACACCAGUACCCACAUAUUGCGACAGCGAAGCGCGUCAGGCGCGGCGGACGCUCCCCUGCCGCGUCGAAGUCGAGCGGGGAACCCGCACUCGCCCUGGUGCAAUCAUUCGAUGAGAUCAUCGUGCGCGCACUCAACACUAUCACAGGGUUCCUCCCCGCCCCGUAUGCGGAAGACCCGCAAAUAUACGACCUUCUACCCCACCAGGCGGUCGGAGGGCUGCUUGCGCUAUCGCAGCUACCGGCCUUGUUGGGGUAUUUGCUCCGGAACGACUCGGUGACGGACUGGAUCACGCGCAUAGACAUUUAUCAUGCUAUGCUCCGCCUGCUGAGACGGAUGGCGGACUGUGAGCUCACUCUAGAAGUGCUCGUCGGCGAGCGGUGGGAGAUGUCCAAGAGCUGUGGGCUUGAAGACUGGAUGUGGGACGAAGACAGCAUCGUUUGGGAGCGCAACACGGACACGGGCGCAUAUGUCCGCGCACCGCCGCUCUACGUGCACUUCAAGAAGCUCACGCGGCAAUGCGAGGCGUUCCUCGCUGGGGCGUCGAGCAUGCUGGAGUCCGCAGGAGCCGAAGAGGAUAGCGACGUCGCGGAGACAGCUGUGAUGGCCACUUUGCUGUGCGGCGACAUCAUCGCGGCAAGGGACGACAUCGAACGAGCUAUGGCCGUAAUGGGCAAGAAUCCCCCAUCGGCCCUCCAUGGACUAGAGCCCAGCGAAGUCCCUAGUGCAUCGGAGGCUCCUUCUGGACCCUCGUAUUCUAGCAGCAGCAAAAGGCAGGCCGGUACGUCGAAAGACAAGGGCAAGGCGCGCGACUCCUCCAUCGACCUCGAACGCAAGUACGCAGCCGAGUGCGAGCGGCUUGCGUUCAAGUACGUCGCACUCUCUGAGGGGGCGUACAAUUACGCACCGGAGCUGCAAAAGACCGCGAACGCCACAAGGAACCCGAAGGACCGCUUGCACCUCGUCAAGGAGCUCGCGGUGAUGGCGACGAGCCUGCCCCCCGGCGUGUGGGUCCGUGUGGACGAGGUCCGGAACGACGCAAUCAAAGUUGUGAUAGCCGGACCCGCAGGGACGCCGUACGCGGGGGGCCUUUUCGAGUUUGACUGCUUCAUCCCACUCGAGUACCCGCACAAGCCCCCGCUGAUGCACCUCCGCACGACCGGCGGCGGCUCAGUGCGCUUCAACCCGAACCUGUACAACUCCGGCAAGGUGUGCCUGUCCCUCCUCGGGACAUGGCCUGGCCGGCCGGGAUUUGGGAAGGCGAAUCCCAGCAACCAGGCGAGCAUAGAGUAUAACAAGAAUAUCUGCAUGCACACCACGCGUUGGGCCAUCGUCGACUGGGUGAAGGACGAGCAUAAACACGGUAUAUGGGCUGAGGUGAUUGCGUCGCACUUCUCUACCCGAUACGAUACUAUCAGGAAAUGCAUACAAGAGUGGGCGAAGACGCAGCCGAAUAUCCGCAAGUACUUGACAUAUACCGGGGGAAAUUUAUAUGGCGGCGCACUUGCCUACAGCCCAAUUAUCAUGCCGCCAUCCCUCUUACAUGCCGACCCAGAGAUAUCGUCCUCUGCCAUGGCUUUGGGCGGUGUAGCCCCUCCGUACCCUGAUGCUUCGUCAUCCCAUGGGAGCACAGCAUCUCUCCUUUCCAGCCACGCAAACCGUGACGGGCGGGGUAAGCAGCCAGCACUAAGCACAUCAAAACCCAUGGAUUUGUUGGAAGAGUUCGACACAGGAGUGAAGAGGGUGCAAAAAUGGAAGUUUGGGGAGGCAGAGUCCACGGAUCUCGACUAA